Messenger RNA from Ipomoea nil (Japanese morning glory), 1053 nucleotides. RefSeq lists its product as uncharacterized. The record is from RefSeq and is a predicted model, not a curated record. Lineage: Eukaryota; Viridiplantae; Streptophyta; Magnoliopsida; Solanales; Convolvulaceae. The coding region runs from base 1 to 1053 and encodes 350 amino acids. The transcript has 4 exons.
AUGGGGUUUCAUAAUAUGUUUGUUGUAGAUGCGGAAGGACACCGAGGGGGUCUGGCAUUACUGUGGCAUGAGGCUGUUGAUCUGGAAGUAACAGAGUAUUCAUCGAAUCACAUAGAAGUAACAAAGUAUUCAUCGAAUCACAUAGAAGUAACAGAGUAUUCAUCGAAUCACAUAGAUACAACGAGUGAGAAGAGGGGACGCAAUCCACGUCCAAAUUGGUUGAUCACGGGUUUCAGGGAAGCGGUAGCGGAUUGCGGACUUGUGGACUUCGCGUUUACAGACCGUUGUCGGGAGAUUGUUGAUAAUAGUUGGGGCCGUACUCUGGGCUUAAGUGUGUUAGAUCGAAUUGAGGCAUGUGGACAGGACAUUUGGAGGUGGGGGAGAUCGUAUAAUAAAGAGUUUCAGCGUAAUAUAGAUGGCUGCAAGGCUCGGUUAGAGAGGCUGAGGAUGCGUCGAGAUGUCGCAGGGUUGGAGCAGUAUUCGAGGGUUAAAAGGCAGUGGUUGUCGUUGCUUGACCAGCAACAAGCGUAUUGGAAAAAGCGUGCUAAAGAGCACUGGUACCGGGGUGGCGACCUUAACACAAGGUUUUUCCACAAUUCGGUGCAAACGCGGAAACGACGAAAUCUAAUCAAGCAGCUAAGAAGAGAUGAUGGUAGUCUGGUGGAUACGGUUGAAGCCAUGGGGGAAGGCAUGGGGGAGGUAAUGGUCAAUUAUUUUAUCAAUUUGUUUACUACCUCUCACAGUGACAUGGAAGGGGUCUUGGAUUGUAUAACAUCUUGUCUUGAGCAAUCCGAAAAUGUGAAGCUGUUAAGAGUGGUUAGUGGGAGGAGACAGUUUAUCCAAACAGCUAAGUUGCCAGCUAAAGCUAAUGACACUUUUAUAGUGUUGAUUCCGAAGAAGGCCAACCCAGAUGUGAUGAAAGAUCUCCGACCAAUAGCAUUAUGCAAUGUGUUAUAUAAGAUAGCGGCCAAAGUGUGUGCCAACCGUAUGAAGUCGAUGCUUGAGGGGCUAAUAAAUGGGGCUCAGAGUGCCUUUAUUCCGGGGCGGUUAUAA